AAGUUAAGUCUCUAUGAAAGCUCAGAAAACGUGGUCACUGUGAUGUUAUUAGCGUAAUAAAGCGCUAUUAAUGUUAAUUCUGUGCUUUUAUUUUGGUAGAAUAACGGCCGGAACUCAACAGAAGUUUUUACCGGAAGUUAUGUUGCUAGCUUCACGGAGCUCGGUUUAUCCGGAAGUCUCGAAAAUGCUAAUGACCCUAAUAUAGGUCGGAAAGGAAGGAUAUGAUGGAGGAGAUGGGAAGAUUGGGGAUAACAGGAGCAGGAUUGAGGGAUGUACUGGAGUGUGGUGCUAGUGGGCAGGGGAGGAGAUGUUUUAUCAACUACCUUCGGGGAACGGGACUGUUAAUAAAAGUGUGACAGGCAAUAAGCUGUAGGAGUUAACUUACUCCGAAAGGUGGCAGUAAUGCAACUUUCAAGGAUGUAAGCUGCCGGUAAACAACACCGAAGAAGAAGAAGAAGAAGCUAAUGACCCGAAGAAAAUGACGACACGACUUCUGAAGCCUGAGACAGGUGCAUGCCACUGAACUGUAUGAGAACAAACAAACUGCGAAACUUUUUGCACGAAAAUACAAAAGGAAGCCAGAUCUUUCAGUAACAAUUCCAGCCGGAAAUGAGAAUUGCAGGUUAUGGAAUCCUUGUUGCACUUCAGUUGGCCCAGCUGGCAGUAUCUCCAGUCUACUCUGUCCGCACGUUCGUGAGCUUCGGCCAUUCCCUCACUCUUCCCUGCCAUGGAGACCCCAGCAGGGAUGUGGAUUGGUUGUUUCAGCAGGAUGAGUUUCCUGAUUGGCUUUUUGUGGCCCAACUCCACACCGGAGCCUUUUCCUCUGGAAACGGCUUCCAGGGACGGGUGGAAUCCUUCCACCUAACAGAGCCAGGAAACUACAGCCUCACCCUCAGUCCUGUGGUGUACAGUGACCUCGGCAUUUACAAGUGCCAGUACAAGGAUGAGACUGAGAUCCUUCUUUCAGAUGUGAAACUAGAAAUUAGAGUCACAUCAAAUGUUUCUAUAGCGAUGGGAAUGUCCGUCAGUCUUCCUUGCAUUGGGAAAAUUAAUAUGCAAGCACAUGCUGGUGAUCUGGAUAUCCUCUGGAAGAGAGGUGGAGAGAAAGUUUACCAGAUCCAUAAGAACACCAUCACAUAUGGUCCCGGGUUCGAGAACAGAGCUUCAGUUUCCCCAGAACAAGCCCUCUAUGGAAACAUGUCUUUAACCAUCAGACAGACACGGUUUUCAGAUGAAGACGACUACCAGUGCUUCUACAAUAGUCCGAAAGAGAGGGGGAAUCCAGAUUCUGCCAGUCUCGUUGUGACAGGCCACCCUCCCCAGACCCUCACAGUGAAGGCCGGUGGUUUGCUCUCCAUACCGCUCUAUACCGCAGACACAGUGAGGGUAACAUUCAGUGCCCUUGGUUCAGAUGAAGUGAUGAUGCUCGAUGCAAAUAAAGGCCCAGCCAGGUACGGGAAGCGUUGUGCUCAGAGAUGUAAGCUACAGAACUACACCCUUUUGCUGAGGAGUGUGACACUGGAGGAUGCCGGAGUCUACAAGGUAACCGAUCCUGAGACCAAGAAGACCAUCGGCUCAGUCUCUCUGCAAGUCUCAGCCUCUGCGGGACUCUCUGCUGGAGCAGUGGCUGGGAUAGUGGUGGGAGUGAUGGUGUUGCUGCUGGUUCUGGCUGGCAGUGCCUUUGCAGUCUGGAAGUUCUUCAUAAAGACAGCAAACCCUGAAAAUGACAUUAGUUUCCAAGCAGCCAAUACAGAAGAUCUCUAAGGUUCCAACAGCAGAGCAGCAUGCAUUCUGUUUCCUGACAGCCAUGAGCCCCCUCUCUCUGUGUCCUGUAGGGCAGUUAUAAGUUGUUUCUCUGCGGUCCUCUCUCUGAGGGCUCAAAUGCUUUAUUUCUGCAUAAGCUCCCAAAUGAGUCUGUGUCUGUUACUUUCAAUAUUCCAACACUAUCUUCCACUUCCCUUCAGGAUCGCCAGACCCCUCAUGCCAGAUACCCAUAAUUCUAAGACACUGGGGGGGAUUAACAACCUCCUUGCAUGUAGAGGAGGCAUAGUAAGGACUGUUCAUUCGCUGUUAACCACACUAACGUUGUGAACCCCCAUGGUGUGAUAGCUUUGUGCUGUGCCAACUCGACGCCUAGAUAAUUGCUGUGUAUCCCUAUAGAGCACCACCGGCGACUAGCGGGCACCGUCAGUAUUUCAAGGCCGCUCCAUUCACACCAGCGAAUGGAGGAAAGUCUAAUUGAAUAAUUAGCAAAUACAAUUACAAUAUCCAACAGGUCUGAAAAACUCAAAGCGAGUGCAGGGUAAUAGAAUCUUACAGUGUCACGUUUCUGAGUUCCCUAGCCUGCACAACUUAGAAAUAAUUCUUCAUCUUCUCGUAACCUGAACCAAAAGUAAUCAUGUUUGGUAUGGGUAUAUUUUAAUACUCACAACGAAGGUCGGGGUACAAAGUAUAUCCACCUUUCUUGCAUUGCUAAAUAAUUAUCCAACUAGAUCAAAACUAAAUAAAUAUUUACCAAAGUUACUGAAACCCGCCCCACAAUGGGAAAGGCGAACGUGAUAUGAAGGUGUGCCCUCCAAACAGCCAAUGACAGCCCAGACUGCGCUCUCCUGGUCAGGUUUUUAAGUCGAUGACCACUGAAGCCGCCCUUCUUCUUUUUUCUUGUUCAAAGUUUUCCUUUUCCCCUCCGUACCCGAGCCGUGGCUCACGUUGAUUUUUAGGAAGCUACCCUAGCCUCUGUGUCCCCGCCGAAUAACCCUGGAUCGGUUGGACUUAAGAGUGUUUGCACCGCUUUGGAACCGUGUGUCUAUGCCUUGAAGUACUGACGGGCUCAUGUUGGGAGUCCGGUGUCGCCGAUCAAGCUGGCCUGUCUAAAGCUACAUUUCCGGCUUUGAACUUAGCGCAUGCUGCCUCAGCUCGGGGAUCACUUUCCCCUCCCUCUCUCCUCUCUUCCUCUCCUCUCCACACUACGACUCAUAAGUAACGCCAUAAUUCGAAGUUUAACGUACCGUUAGCUAUUUAUGCAUACAUCCGUACGGAGCCAGCAGUAGCAAGACAGUGGCUAGAUGGUAAACCACAUUGUAUGGUUAAAGAACUUUGUGUUAUGAGUCGAGUGUAACUGAUUGUUGUCUGUCUCAGACUAAUCAUAGACUACGUGCGUAAAAUGGUAUUAGUUCAUAGUUCAGAGUUUCUGUGUAGUGGUACCCAGCAACCUUAUUGAGAGAGCGUUUCACUUAUGAACUAUAAUACUGAUACUGUAACGUCUGACUCGUCACUACAUUCUACAUUAUAUGUAAGGAAUUGUAUUGUACUAUACUGUGCCAAUAUCUUCUCCCGUGUUACAAGCAAACUGCUUAACUUCCCAUAACAAUUAUUUGUCAUUAAAGCUUAUAUUUUUGUA
Molecule: messenger RNA, 3400 nt
Organism: Anguilla anguilla (European eel)
Lineage: Eukaryota; Metazoa; Chordata; Actinopteri; Anguilliformes; Anguillidae
Exons: 6
Coding region: 610-1764 (384 amino acids)
Biological process (GO): cell surface receptor signaling pathway; positive regulation of T cell proliferation; immune response
Cellular component (GO): external side of plasma membrane
Source: RefSeq, a predicted model, not a curated record